AGUCACACAUACAUGAGAUGAGCCCCACCCAAACACCUUAUGUACGGCCUACACACUAUUAAAUAAUGUGUAUCAGCAAAAAUGAAGUAUUCUGCAAGUAUAUUUGUACUGGUAGUCCUUGUGUUUGGUUUUACUGAUUGUCAGUAUCAGCCUACAUGGGAUUCACUGGAUAAACGACCAUUACCAGACUGGUAUGAUGAAGCUAAGGUUGGUAUAUUCAUGCAUUGGGGAGUGUAUUCUGUGCCAAGUUUUGGGUCUGAGUGGUUCUGGUACAGAUGGAAGGGAACUAAGGCAUCUAAAUACAUUGAAUUCAUGGAAAAGAACUAUCCACCUGGUUUCUCAUAUGCUGACUUUGCUCCAAUGUUCAAGGCUGAGUUCUAUGAUCCUGCAAAAUGGGCAGCUCUCUUCCAGCAAUCAGGAGCAAAGUAUGUUGUACUGACCAGUAAGCAUCAUGAGGGUUUCACUAACUGGCUUAUAGAUACACUGCAGAAUCACAAGUGGGAAAAUGCAUUUACAAUUGAUAGACAUUCUUGGGGCUUUGUACGUGCAUCUACUUUAAAAGAUUAUUUAUCCAUAGAGAAAAUAAUAGAGCAAGUUGUGACAACUGUCAGUUGCGGUGGUAAUGCAUUGAUUAACAUUGGCCCAACUCAUGAUGGAAGAAUAGUACCUAUAUUUGAAGAAAGGCUCACACAACUAGGAACAUGGCUAAAGAUGAAUGGUGAUGCAAUCUAUUCCACAAAACCAUGGAAGCAUCAGAAUGACAGCAGUACUGGCAGUGUAUGGUAUACCAAUGGUAGUGCUGUGUAUGCAAUUGGACUGGAAUGGCCUGAUAACAAUAUCAUUAAGCUUGGUUCAAUAAAGCUCUUGGAGUCUUAUACUGCUACACUAAUAGGUUAUGGAAAAGUAAAGGCUGCAACUGAUGGUUCUGGAGAUGUUAAAAUUACCUUGCCUUCUCUUCCAUUGAACACUCCAUUACGUUGGGCUUAUGUCAUUGCAUUUACUGAUGUAGCACCCAAAUGAUGUCAAUAAUUAUAGCUGUUUAUUUUAAAUGCUGUACUUGUUGCUAUUGGCUAUUACACCUGCAUUGCAUAAAAGAAUAUUUAAAGAUUAUUGUUUGAAUUUGUUUCACAA
This is a messenger RNA of Amphimedon queenslandica, 1131 nucleotides long. RefSeq names its product tissue alpha-L-fucosidase-like. Gene Ontology annotation, cellular component: lysosome. Gene Ontology annotation, biological process: glycoside catabolic process; fucose metabolic process. The record is from RefSeq and is a predicted model, not a curated record. The coding region runs from base 82 to 1020 and encodes 312 amino acids. Lineage: Eukaryota; Metazoa; Porifera; Demospongiae; Haplosclerida; Niphatidae. The transcript has 6 exons. Gene Ontology annotation, molecular function: alpha-L-fucosidase activity.